Molecule: messenger RNA, 1077 nt
Organism: Dichomitus squalens LYAD-421 SS1
Lineage: Eukaryota; Fungi; Basidiomycota; Agaricomycetes; Polyporales; Polyporaceae
Product: WD40 repeat-like protein
Exons: 4
Coding region: 1-1077 (358 amino acids)
Molecular function (GO): protein binding
Source: RefSeq, a predicted model, not a curated record
AUGUCGGCUCGUUCUACCAAAAGUUCCUCUCUCGCAGCGAAGCCCAGCCUGAAGAAGAAGGCUCGGGUGAGCGUCGAGUCUCCAAAGUCUCCCAAGAACAGGGUUAUAGCUGCUAAGGCGCAAUCUCGUCCCGACCUCUCGGACGCACCGAAACUCUCGCUCAAAGCGAAGGGGAAGGAACGGGCAGCUACAUCACCAUCCAUCCUCAAGAAACACAAGAAGGCUACUAGUGUUUUUACCACCGCGACGUCUGAUCCUAGCUCCUCUACACUUCUGCCUACGUCUUUCAAAGUCAUCGCCGGCUCUUAUGAAAAGUUACUCUAUGGUCUCGCGGGCACUGUCUCUUCCGACGAGCCCUCAUCUGCAUACACGUUCGACAUCAAGCCAAUAUUCAUCUUUCCCGCCCAUAUGUCAUGCAUCAAGUCUGUUGCUGCUUCGCCUCACGGAGGAAAGUGGCUCGCUACAGGGAGCGCAGACGAAAUCAUCAAGGUGUGGGACUUGAGGAGACGAAAGGAGCUGGGUUCCAUAACACACCUCGAGUUUCCUUCACGAUCCCAUCUCUUGUCCGCUUCAGAAGACGGGACGUUAUGCCUCUUCCGCGCGCGCGACUGGGCAGUACUUCGGGAACUGAAGGGACACAAAGGACGCGUCAAUUCCGUCGCCGUACACCAGUCUUGUAAGGUCGCGCUGAGCGUUGGGAAGGAUAGGACAUUGCGUAUGUGGGAUCUCAUGCGAGGGAAGGGUUCUGCGAGCACGAAGAUUGGCAAGGAGGGCGAACUUGUACGUUGGUCGACGGAUGGGUCCAUCUUUGCUGUACAAGCGCAAAACACCAUUGAGAUCUACUCCACGGAGAUGGCCCUUCUUCAUACCAUCAUCCAUCCCUCCCGACUACAUGACAUCAAAUUCUGCAAACGCACUGAAGGCGAAGGUGAACUCCUUCUCGCCGGGGCGGAGGACAAGAAGCUUUCCGUGUACGAUGUCCCCAAAGACCGAACAAAACUUCCGUCCAUCAUCGCCGAAAUGGUCGGCCAUACCAAUCGGUCCGUCUUUCUGUUCCUAUACUUUGUCUCUGGUUGA